Naegleria lovaniensis is the source of this 432-nucleotide messenger RNA. RefSeq lists its product as uncharacterized. Lineage: Eukaryota; Heterolobosea; Eutetramitea; Acrasida; Naegleriidae. The coding region runs from base 1 to 432 and encodes 143 amino acids. The record is from RefSeq and is a predicted model, not a curated record. The transcript has a single exon.
AUGGGCAUGGAACAAACUGCUCAUCACUUCUCUCCUCCGUUUAAUUAUUAUAAUUAUUAUUUCUCUAACAUGAGCCGUGCCCUUUGGGUGGAUGAGCUUGAUGUUAUUAGUUUCGGUUUAUCCGAAGAUCAUCAUCAUCACGAUGGCUCCGAGCAACAAAUAGCAACAACAACAACUAGCAAUGUCCUUUUACCUGAUAGUAAUUACAUGUAUGAGAUGGCGAUUUCGAGUGGCAAUAAUCCAGCAUCGUUCAAGCCUAUCAUCCCUUCUGAAGAGGAUGACGAAGAGUCAUAUUCAAGAGAAGAUGGCCUUGAGGAUGCUGUGGACUGUGAUUAUGGCGACUGUGAACCAUACGAUUGGUACGAAAGCUCUGACUCGUAUAUUUGUUAUUGUGAUAAAAGGCAUGCUUGUCAUUGUCGUUAUCGUUUUUAA